Diplodia corticola is the source of this 1206-nucleotide messenger RNA. Its product is annotated as malonyl-acyl carrier protein transacylase. Lineage: Eukaryota; Fungi; Ascomycota; Dothideomycetes; Botryosphaeriales; Botryosphaeriaceae. Gene Ontology annotation, cellular component: mitochondrion. The transcript is spliced from 2 exons. The coding region runs from base 1 to 1206 and encodes 401 amino acids. The record is from RefSeq and is a predicted model, not a curated record. Gene Ontology annotation, biological process: fatty acid biosynthetic process. Gene Ontology annotation, molecular function: [acyl-carrier-protein] S-malonyltransferase activity.
AUGCCUCCCGACUGCCGCCUCGCCCGCCGCCUCGUCCGCGCCGCCGCCCCCCACCGCGGCACCUGCCCGCACGCACGCUGCCGCCCGCUGUCGACCCACCCCGCCCAGCGCCGUCAGGGUGUGCAGCGCGUCGGCAUGAUGCAGGCCUGGCUCGAUGCCUUCCCGCGCACCGUUGCUCCCAUCAUCGACGAGAUCGACGACACGCUCAACUUCCGCCUGUCGCGCCUCAUCUCCGACGGGCCCAAUGCCACUCUGACCGCCACCGAGAAUGCACAGCCCGCCAUCAUGGCCACUUCGGUGCUUAUCCUGCAUGUCCUGCAGGCCGAGUUCGGCUUCCAGCCCCAGCAUCGCGUCGACUUUACCCUGGGCCACUCGCUCGGUGAAUUUGCCGCCCUCGUUGCCGGCGGCUAUCUGUCCUUCACUGACGCCUUGCGCAUGGUGCGCCGCCGCGCCGAGGUCAUGGCUCGCUGCUCCAAGGAAGCCUCCGCUGCCAUUGGCGGCGGCGAGGUGGGAAUGGUUGCCAUCGUGUGCGAGAACGAGGAGCGCAUGCGCGCCCUCACCGACAUGGUCUACGACUUCCUCGGCAUGGGCUCUGACGGGUCCAAGACCGAUUCCGCCGAGGACGUUCCCGCCGUCGACAAGGUUCUGAUCGCCAACAUCAACAGCAAGAACCAGAUCGUGCUCAGCGGUAGCAUUGAGCGCAUCACAACCCUCCUGACUCACCUGCGGCAAUUCGGCGGUCACGAUCCGCGAGCCGUUCGUUUGAAAGCCGAUAGCCCGUUUCACUCGCCGCUGAUGAAGCCUGCCGAGGAGGAGAUGAAGCGCAUACUGGCCGGCCCAUCCGAAAGCGCUGGCGACCGGGACAUUGUGACCUGGCCCGGUCACAUGCCAUGCGUAUCAAACGUUACUGCUCGUCCUUUCAAAAGUCGCGCUGAAUUGAAGGAUCUGCUUGCACGACAAUGCGUCGAGACAGUUGAUUGGUGGGGUUCCGUCCGAUACUUGGAUAAGGAGGAAAAGGUGCGCAGAUGGCUGGGCAUCGGCCCUGGCAAAGUGGGCCGUAAUCUCGUCGGAAAAGGGAUUGAUGCACCAAGAGGCUUGUCGUCGGGAACGGUAAAGGGUGGUGGGGUCUGGGGCAUCGAUGAUCCACGUCACGUCGAAGAAAUUAUGAAGGCUCUAGACGAAACGGAACAGGCAUACGAGGACUGA